Molecule: messenger RNA, 579 nt
Organism: Spirometra erinaceieuropaei
Lineage: Eukaryota; Metazoa; Platyhelminthes; Cestoda; Diphyllobothriidea; Diphyllobothriidae
Source: the annotation of a GenBank genome assembly
AUGCAUGAGAAGUGUCAGGAGAUUAGAACCCACCUAUACUCCACCUUCGUGAAUCUGACAAAAGCCUUCGACACGCUGAACCGCGAAGGACUAUGGAACAUCAUGCAGAAACUCGGCUGUCCCGAGCGAUUCAUCCAGAUGGUGUGUCAGCUCCACUAUGGCAUGAUGGCGCGAGUCACGGACAAUGGAGCGGUUUCAGAGGCAUUCGCAGUGACCAACGGAAUGAAACUGGGCUGCGUCCUCUCGCCCAUUCUCUUCCGUCUUAUGUUCUCUGUCAUGCUGAUGGACGCCUACCGUGACGAACGCCCUGGGAUAUGCAUCGCCUACAAGAUGGACGGCCAACUCCUCAAGCACUGGCGGAUGCACUUCCAGUCGCGUGUAUCCACACCUACCGUCCACGAACUUCUCUUCAUCGACGACUGCGCUCUCAACGCCAUCUCGAAGGGGGCAUGCAAAGGCGCAUACACCUCUUCGCUUCCGCCUGCGACAACUUCUGCCUGGUCAUCAACACGGAGAAAACUAUGGUUAUGGAGCAACCGCCACCCAAAGCCGCUUGCAUUUCACCCCAAAUCAACGUGA